GCUCUAAAAGAAACCACCUCGCAUCUAAGUUUUAUAAAACUAGUGGGGGUGUGCGAAGGUAGGCUCAAGCGUUGAUUCUGCUCGUUUAGCUAGCCCGCCUCUGACGCUGCAUUAUGGAGGGAGUAGGCUUGUAGCUAGCCCGCCUCUGCACGCUAUAUUUCAAGGAAUCAGAGAUCCAUACAGACAGAGACGUUCAGCCAUCAGACCUGCAGAGGCAAUCCAUCCAUGGCAUCUAUCGUUCCUGUACUCCUGCGCCUGCUGCUCCUGCUGCUCCCGCUUCCCCUGAUCCGAGACCACCUCUGGCCGAGCCACCGCCGGCCAACGCCGCAGGACGAUGCGGGUGAGCUCCACCCGAUCUUCCUGGUGCCCGGGGCGAGCUGCAGCGACCUGGAGGCGCGGCUCACCGAGGCGUACCGGCCGUCGACGGCGCACUGCGGCGCGAUGAAGGGGAAGGGAUGGUUUGGGCUGUGGGAGAACAACACGGAGCUGCUGGUCCACGACUACGCGGACUGCUCACUGGAGCAGAUGACCCUGGUCUACGACCCCGCCGCCAACGAGUACCGGAACCUGCCCGGCGUCGAGACCCGGGUGCCCAACUUCGGCUCCGCAUGGUCGUUCGGCUACAAGAACCCUGUUAACCGUCUACAGAGAGCACAAUGCCUUGGAAAGCUCAGAGACUGGCUGGAAGAAUUGGGAUACCGUGAUGGGGACACCAUGUUCGGAGCUCCCUAUGAUUUUCGCUACGCCCCGCCGGUACCCGGCCAAACAUCCGAGGUGUACUCUCGCUACUUCAGCGAGUUCAUGGCGCUCGUCGAGGCAGCGACCAAGAAGAAGCAGAAGAAGGCCGUCAUCCUGGGGCACAGCUACGGAGGGAUGGUCGCGCUCGAGUUCGUCAGGAGCACCCCGCGGGCGUGGCGGGACGCGCACAUCGAGCGCCUCGUCCUGGUCGCGCCUACGCUCCAAGAUGGGUUCGUAGGCUCGGUGAUGAAGUUCAUCACGGGGACGGGCAUAAUUUUCGUCCCGACAGCCACGUCCACGAGGCCCAUGUGGAGGAGCUUCGAGUCCGCCAUGGCGAGCUUCCCGUCCCCGGCCGUGUUCGGCCGCGAGCCGCUCGUGGUCACCAAGAGGAGGGACUACUCCGCGUGCGACAUGGAGGAUCUCCUAGCCGCCCUCGGCUUCGGCGAGGGCGUCGAGCCUUUCCGGCGACGGGCCGUCCCCAGGAUGUACAGCCUCGAGGCGCCGAUGGUGCCCAUGACGUGCAUCAACGCGGUGGGCAACAAGACGCCGCUGCAACUGGUGUUGUGGGACGACGACGACGAUGACUUAUUAGACGCGUCACCGGAGGUGGCAGCGUAUGGUGACGGAGACGGCGAGAUCAACCUGAUCAGCAUGUUGGCGUUUGACACGGAGAUGGGUCGGCAGCCAGGACAGGAGAAGCGAUUCAAAUCCGUCAAGAUAGCUAAUGCUAACCAUUCCACGAUUGCCAUUUAUGAUUUUGCACUAAAGAGGAUCAUUCAAGAAAUUAUUGAGGUGAAUCAGGUACGUUAGUAGACACUCCGUACGUUGGGUUUCACGUAUAUAUGUUGGGUUUCACUGUGCGCGGUAAUCAUAUAUAUCACGUGUGGAAUUCUGUGUAAUAAAUGAAUCCCAUGCAGCUUUGUGUAUACCGAUGGGUUGGUUGGUAAAUAAAAACCAAAAAUUACUGCUCCCACCAUCCCAAAUCAGAAGGUAUAUAUCAUUAAUUUA
This is a messenger RNA of Oryza sativa Japonica Group (Japanese rice), 1746 nucleotides long. Its product is annotated as lecithin-cholesterol acyltransferase-like 1. The record is from RefSeq and is a predicted model, not a curated record. Lineage: Eukaryota; Viridiplantae; Streptophyta; Magnoliopsida; Poales; Poaceae. Gene Ontology annotation, biological process: lipid metabolic process.